AUGUCCGAUCGAACCACACCGGUCACCCCCAUCAAAUCGCUUGGGGGAACUUCAGGACAGGAUUCUACGCAACCGUCUUCACCCGUAGCAGUCGAAUCCGCCGACGACGAGAGCAAUCUCAAAGUAGAGGGUCACCAUGAGCAGCAUGGGGGUGACAAAGAGAACAUGGAUAUUCCAAAUGACGAAGAUGACACGGAAGGGAUGGACAUCAAAGCCAGAGCGCUGACGAACUUGUUGAAGACGAGUUCGGGAAUUAAUGCCGUUGUUGUGCAGGUGUUUGUCGCUAUUAUGGCGGAUAAGAUGAAAGAACAGCAAAGAAGGCAACAGGAAGAGGCCAGGAAGGAGGCGGCCAAAAAACAAUCCACAGAAGUUAAGGAAAAGCCCGCGCUUGAGAAAAGAACUACCCGCUCAGCAGCGAAAAGGAACGAGGCGAAAGAUAAUGAAGGAACGGCUGCCGAGAAAAAGGACAAAGACGAAAAAGAAAAGGCGAAGAAAUCAACAGGAAAAGGAAAGGCGAAGAAAGUUUCUCAAAUGAACACCAUUUCCAACUACUUCAAGAAGGCGGAAGUGGAGGUUCCCGAAAAUAAUCCUACAGUUCAAGAAGCUCUGGAACAAGCGGCAGACGAGCUCGAAGCGAAACCGACGGCUAUUGGCGAGCAGGAUCUCGUUGCCACCCAGCAGCCCGCGCUGGUGACUGGAGGAAAGAUGAGACGGUACCAGCUAGAAGGGUUGGAAUGGCUUAAAUCCCUAUGGAUGAAUGGCCUAUGCGGAAUUCUAGCGGACGAGAUGGGCCUAGGAAAGACUGUACAGGCCAUCUCUUUGAUCGCCUUCUUCAAGGAGAAGAAUAUAUCCGGUCCUUUCCUGAUUGCUGCACCUCUGAGUACAGUGAGCAACUGGGUUGAUGAGUUUGCCCGAUGGACACCGAGUAUCCAAACCGUUUUGUAUCAUGGGACCAAAGAAGAACGCGCAGAGAUCCGCAGGAAACGGAUGAAAUUGCAGGAUCAGAAGAAAAUGGACUUCCCUGUCGUGUGUACUUCUUAUGAAAUAUGUAUGAACGACCGGAAGUUCCUCUCUCAGUAUCAGUGGAGAUAUAUUAUUGUGGACGAGGGUCAUCGCUUGAAGAACAUGAAUUGUCGACUGAUUAAGGAGCUACUCAGAUACAACUCGGCAAAUCGACUUCUCAUCACGGGUACUCCGCUGCAAAAUAAUAUUUCAGAGCUGUGGUCCCUUUUGCACUUCUUGCUUCCAGAAGUAUUCAAUGACCUUGAUAGUUUCGAAAGCUGGUUCGAUUUCUCCACGGUUUUGGACAAGAGUGGGCAGAAGGAGGUGAUUGAGAGGCGCAAGCGCAAUCUUGUUUCCACUAUGCAUGCGAUCCUCAAGCCGUUUCUUCUG
Molecule: messenger RNA, 1392 nt
Organism: Rasamsonia emersonii CBS 393.64
Lineage: Eukaryota; Fungi; Ascomycota; Eurotiomycetes; Eurotiales; Trichocomaceae
Product: Lymphoid specific helicase variant3
Exons: 3
Biological process (GO): pericentric heterochromatin formation; DNA methylation-dependent constitutive heterochromatin formation; negative regulation of gene expression via chromosomal CpG island methylation
Cellular component (GO): nucleus; pericentric heterochromatin
Molecular function (GO): chromatin binding; ATP binding; ATP-dependent chromatin remodeler activity
Source: RefSeq, a predicted model, not a curated record